UAUCCGCUUUGUGACAGGACCAAAAACAUUUGAUGUAUUUUUCCAUUUUGAGGUAGAGUGAUGUCAGCGUCUGCCAGGCUCUAACUGCUGUUGACAGACUUCCAGCUGCUUCCAAUGUCUGAGGAGCCUCCCUUUUCCUUAUGACAUCACAGAGUCUUUAAGUCUACAGACUGGACACAGCUAAUAACAUAAACCCGGGACCAGACCUGUCAGACCUUUUAAAGAGAGUGCAGGAGCAAAGGGCAGCACAUUCACACACAAGACUACAGCCAGACUAAGGAUGUCUUCAUUUGGACUAACUGUUUUUUUGCUGGCUUGUACCUGGGCAUUCACUGAGGCUCAGGAGAGUUGCAAAGGUCGCUGUGGCCAGGGCUACUACAGAGGCUACACGUGUCAGUGUGACUACAACUGUCUGCUCUAUGGAGAGUGCUGCAAAGACUAUGAGAGGCUCUGUACCUCCAAAAACUCAUGUAGGGGGCGCUGUGGUGAGACGUUCAAGCGCGGUCGGACGUGUGACUGUGACUCAGACUGUACGAAAUACAAGAAAUGCUGUUCAGACUACAAUGACCACUGUACUGAGACAGAUCUUCCACCUGUGACCACAGAGGAGUCGUUAGAAACCCAGGAUAGUGAAGGCAACGUUCCAGCUGACAACUUCGUGCCGACUGUAAACCCUACAUCUUACCCAAACGAUGACCCUGAUAGUGCCUCUAAACAGGUAGGAGAGUUGGAGGGUCCGGACCCCAGCCCACCUACAGAGGGCACUAGCGGCUUUGGCUCCACCCCCUCAGACGCACAGGAGGACUACACCACUAGACCUCCUCUGCCCGACCUGGACGGCUUUGAAAUACUCCCAGAGACGAUAACAACAACCACUGCACUCAAAGAGGAAACGACACAGAGCCCUACCACUGUGACCCCCAGCGCUACAGAAGUGACUGCCAAUACAGAUCCUUCACCUGAGGCCACAGAGGAGCCAUUGGGAACUUCAGAUAUAAAUGAAGGCACCGAGCCAGAUGCUGAUGACUCCACCAAUGCUCCAGAAUCCACAGAGGCCGAGCUUUUGUCCAGUCAACCACCAACAGAAGUGGCUACUCUCCCCACAGAUCAGCAAACUACUACAGCCCAAACUGCUCUUGCACAGAUGAAUGAAAACCCAACAAGCGCUCCAUCUGUACCUCCUUCUGAAAUGCCUGAAACCGUCCCUUUAAUUCCUGAAUCAGAAGAAUCCACUGCAACUAUUCACUCUGCAUCCACUGUAGUAGACAAGACAGACGCAACUACCACUGUACCAACAACAAUCAACGAGGAAACUACUGCAACACCAGAAAUUACCACAGCAAGCUCAAAUCCUUCUACUUUAGCUCCGUUAGAAGUGGGAGACGUGAGUAUAGUGUCUUCAGCAAAUUCAGAGGAAGUAGACGCAACAGCCGCUCCUACUUCCAAACCAGACCCGGAAAAGCCCAUUGAACAAGUCCCGGAUUCUGAGAAUGUAGAAGAAGUAGAUGCAACUACAGCUAAAGUACCAGAUGGGACUGAAAUUUCAACAGCUGCACCCACUUCCAAACCAGACCCAGAAAAGCCAGCUGAACCAGGCCUGGAUACUGAGAACCCAGAAGAAGUAGACGCAACUACAGUUAAAGUACAAGAUGUGAUUGAAAUUUCAACAGCUGCUCCCACGUCCAAACCAGACCCGGAAAAAAACAACCUGGAAACGCCCACUGAACCAGGUCUAGAUGCUAAGAACCCAGAAGAAGUAGACGCAACUACAGUUAAAGUACCAGAUGUUACUCAAAGUUCAACAGCUGCACCCACUUCCAAACCAGACCUGGUAAAACCCAAACCGGAAAAGCCCCUUGAACCAGCACUGGAUCCUAACAACAAACCUGUGCUCAAUGGACUCAGUGAUUCAACAGAGUACCCCGCAGAUGACAGCAAUGACAUGAACCUGUGCAGUGGUCGUCCCAUCAGUGGAGUCACGGCGCUUAGUAACGGGACAGUGGUGGUGUUCAGAGGUCACUACUUCUGGGUUUUGGACAGAAACCGAAUCCCAGGUCCAGCUCAAAGCAUCACUCAAGUGUGGGGCAUCCCGUCUCCUAUAGAUACUGUUUUCACACGCUGCAACUGCCAGGGCAAGACUUACAUUUUCAAGGGCCCUCUGUACUGGAGAUAUGAAAAUGCCGUUUUGGAUCCUGGAUAUCCCGAACGCAUAGACACUGGUUUUCAUGGACUCAGAGGCCAGGUCACAGCUGCUUUGUCUGUGCCUCAGUACAACCGCAGAGAGGAGUCGGUUUAUUUCUUCAAAAGAGGUGGCACUGUUCAGAGAUAUUCAUACCAGUCUGGGACCAACCCGUCAUGUGGGAGGAGAGUCCAUUUGGCAGUUUACACACAUCGGAACAGGAUAGCUCGACAAGUCUCUGUAGUUUCAGGGUUGGGGCCGUCCAUAAGCUACAAGACGUCAUGGAGAGGUUUCCCCACAACCAUCACUGCAGCCGUGUCCAUCCCCAACAAGAGAGAGCCAGAGGGAUACAGCUACUACGUCUUCUCCAGAUCUAAAUCCUACAAAAUACAGAUAGAAGGCGAGAGACCAGUUAUUGCCACACCUAAACCCGGUGCAUCCCCUCAAAGCAACGAAAUCUUCAAAUGUCCAAAGAAAGUCUCCAAAUCACAAUGACAGCUUUGAUUUUUACA
Boleophthalmus pectinirostris (great blue-spotted mudskipper) is the source of this 2691-nucleotide messenger RNA. RefSeq names its product proteoglycan 4b (gene prg4b). Gene Ontology annotation, molecular function: polysaccharide binding; scavenger receptor activity. The transcript is spliced from 15 exons. The coding region runs from base 281 to 2674 and encodes 797 amino acids. The record is from RefSeq and is a predicted model, not a curated record. Gene Ontology annotation, biological process: immune response. NCBI's taxonomy places the organism in Eukaryota, Metazoa, Chordata, Actinopteri, Gobiiformes, Gobiidae.